Anthonomus grandis grandis is the source of this 9646-nucleotide messenger RNA. RefSeq lists its product as uncharacterized. Lineage: Eukaryota; Metazoa; Arthropoda; Insecta; Coleoptera; Curculionidae. The record is from RefSeq and is a predicted model, not a curated record. Gene Ontology annotation, cellular component: membrane. Gene Ontology annotation, biological process: calcium ion import across plasma membrane. Gene Ontology annotation, molecular function: calcium channel activity; protein binding. The transcript is spliced from 20 exons. The coding region runs from base 2031 to 5420 and encodes 1129 amino acids.
UAACACCCAACAAAAUAAGUAACUCAUUAUGAAUUCGUCACAACAAUACAGAUUUUAUUUGACAUCAUGCUUAUGUGUCUUCCAAAAACUGGAAAUAAUCGUUCACAUUUCUUAGGUCCUCAAAGAAAAUUUUCACUUUGAAUCCAGGCAUUAUUUAUUUUUUGUUCCAGGAUUUUGGGCCUAAUUUUUUAUUAUCCCUUUAAUGUAUUAAUUAUAUGUGUGUUUUAGGCUCUUUUAUGAGUUUUGUUAUUCCAUAUUUCAAGUAGAGCCAAGUUUUUUAAAAUAUUUUUUUAUUUCAAUGGUUUCCAGGAAGGCACUGUGCAAGGCUUUAAAUGCCUGGAAUAAGAAUGAAAAUAGCUCCCAAAUCUCCUCAAUUCCAGGCAGUUGACCAAUUAAUUAUAUGUGUGUUUUUGGCUCUUUUAUGAGUUUCGUUAUUCCAUAUUUCAGGUAGAGCCAAGUUUUUUAAGGGAUUUCAUAAUUUUUAUUAUUCCAGGCAAUAGAGCUUAAGAUUUUUUGCGAUUUAUGGCAAAAUUUUCUUCUGAGUUCCAGGCAGCAAAGUAAUUAAUUUAAUUUAUGUUUUAGACUCUUUUAUGGGUUUUGUUAUUUCAGGCAAUAGAGCAGGAAAUUUUUUCUCUAAUUUUAGGCAACUAAGCAGACCUUUGUUAAAUUCUAGGCAAUAACGGUCAUAAUUUAACUUUUUUUUAAGCACUUAAGUGAUUUUACACAGAGAUAAACUAAAACAAAUGUUCUGUGGUAAGACAUCAAAGAAACUUCGUAAAGCAAAAUAAGUGAAGAAAUAACGGAAAUGAUCUAAGUCCACAAAAAUAAUAAAUGAUUAAAAAUCUAAAAUAGUGGUAAAAAAUGACCUAUUGUCCUGAUCAAUGUACUUUAGCAUUGCGCGAAGGUCUUUUUUCUUACUUUCCUUCAUUUGCUCAACACCAGGCAGGGCUAAGAGCUCAACCGACUUAAAAUUUUGCACAGUCACACCCUUUUUUAAUACACGGCACUUCUUCCAUCCUAUUAAGUCACUGAAAUUUUUCUUGUACAAUACUAUGCCGGGCUCUUCUUUCGUCACACGUAACCACGACUCACACUCACCCAUAUCUAAGAGUAUGGCCUGGAAGGUCUAGCAGCCGCAAUUGCCGUUUUCACAUCGUUUACUGUCUGAAGCUUAGAACGUUUCGCUUGUUUCUCGAUAAGGGCAAAAUCUCUAUCUGAAGACGAAAAACUAUGGCCGGAAAUUAAAAAUUUAAGGUCGAUGGUGUCAAAAUGUCCAUUGGCUACUAAUAAAAUGUAUAAGAAAAUGAACAUUCGGUUUUUUAAUUGCCCUGCGCAGUUGUCACUCCAUAUACAUAGUUUUCGCUUAUAAGUCGAAAGCUGACCUGUGUUCAAGGCUUGUAGAAGACAUGAUGCCAUUUGGUAGCCACCUCGGCCCGACAGUCCUUCAUGCCAUAUGCACAUUAUACCAUCUGACGUAUCUUGCACAUGUAUUCCAAAAUUGUAGCAUGACAACUGGCGGCUGUAAUACAUACUACUAUGCGUUAAUUUUGGUAGGGAAAAAACUUUCUGUAGAUCCAUGGUAAUCGUACAGGUAUCGCUACCUGGAAGAGUACUACUCGCACUGUCUUCUUGAAUGACCUUUAGAGCUUUAUCUGUUUUUCUAUGAUGCAACUCCAGCUCGUUUUUAGCUUUUUUUGAUACAUUAAAGUCUAUGUUCUUGCUUCUUAAAAAAAGUAAAUCACAAGUCUUGCACGUAUCAACUCUAGGUCUUCUAAAAGACAGAUGUGGAAAAUCCUUUAUAAAAACUCUUCUAUAGAAUUUGUAUGUUAUAGUGCAACCAGGAUGUUUUAUUUUAAAAGCGUUUUUCCCUAAAUUACACCCUGUCUAGUCUGGGUCUGUUUCAAUUGAAAAUCCCGUACCAGGACGUGCCGCGCCUCAAUCUUUCACCCUUGACACACAAACCUUUGAAAAAAUCGAUUAAACUUGCGCCAUUACAAACCACAUUACAGUAUGUAAAAAUAAACAAAAUAAUGGGGCUCUGCCACUGUAAACCUUGCUGCAAAAGAAAGAAAAAACACUACUCCGGAGGCUCUAUAUUAGACAAGGUAAUCAGUCAAAGCUCCAACCAAGACCAAUGUUUACUCUACAAAUUGGCAGAUUACAAAAAAGGGGGCGAACUAAUAAGCGCCUACAACGUCGGAGGUUUGGCGGAAUGCGAAAAACUCAUAAGGGAUCAGUUCGGGCAAUUAAUGUACCACGACGGAAAAGGUCAAAUUAUUAAUCGGUCCGAGUACCUUAGAUGGAAGUUUCGGGAUCACGAGCAGGUUAUUUUGCCGAUAGAAGCGUCGCUGAGUCGACACGACCCGUUGGGCACUUGGACGGACCACGAGGCCUGCUGGCAGAUGCAGUACAGAGGUUCUUUGGGUGAAACUUUGUUGCACGUGUUGAUCAUUUGCGAUACGAAGAUCCACACGAGGUUGGCGCGGACCCUUAUUAAGUGUUUUCCCAAAUUGGCUCUGGAUGUUGUCGAAGGAGAGGAGUAUUUAGGUGCCAGCGCACUCCACUUGGCCAUAGCUUACUUCAACAACGAACUAGUGCAAGAUCUAGUGGAAGCUGGAGCUCUGGUGAACCAGAGAGCUAUAGGUAGUUUUUUCUUACCGAGAGACCAACAAAAGCCGCAUCCGGCGAAACACACCGAUUACGAAGGACUCGCUUACCUCGGGGAGUAUCCUUUGGCAUGGGCCGCAUGUUGCGCCAACGAAAGCGUGUACAAUUUACUGUUGGAUAAUGGGGCGCAUCCGGAUUUGCAAGACAGUUUCGGCAAUAUGAUUUUGCAUAUGGUGGUCGUCUGUGAUAAAUUGGAUAUGUUCGGGUAUGCCUUGAGGCACCCCAAGCUACCGGCUAGUAAUGGUAUUUUAAAUAAGGCCGGACUUACUCCGUUAACUUUAGCUUGCAAAUUGGGACGUGCAGAAGUAUUUAGGGAAAUGUUGGAACUCUCCUGCAAAGAAUUCUGGAGGUACAGCAACAUCACGUGCUCCGCGUACACUUUAAACGCCUUGGAUACCCUGUUGCCAGACGGACGUACCAACUGGAACUCCGCCUUAUUUAUCAUUUUAAACGGUACCAAGGAGGAACAUUUGGAUAUGUUAGACGGCGGCAUAAUCCAGAGACUUUUGGAAGAAAAAUGGAAAGCGUUUGCCAGAAAUCAAUUUUUAAAACGUUUAAUUAUCUUAAUCGUUCAUUUGGCCUUUAUGUCUUUGGCCGUGUACCUUAGGCCCGACGAUCCCGACGAACCGUUACUGGAAUGGUCCGAUGAUGCCUUUGUUAUCGCCAGGAUUGCAGCUGAAAUAGGCGUUCUAUUGAACGUCUUCAGUUAUCUGGUGGUGCAGCAAGGGGACGAAAUAAGAAAUCAAGGCCUUUUCUCAUUUCUGAAGCAACAACUUAAUUCGCCUCCCAAGUUUAUAUUUCUCGUGUCAAAUUUGCUUAUUUUGGCUUGUAUACCUUGCAGACUAUCUGGGAAUAGAGACCUCGAGGAAACGAUCCUGAUCUUUGCCGUUCCCGGAUCUUGGUUUUUGUUAAUGUUUUUUGCCGGGGCGGUACGUUUGACAGGUCCGUUCGUCACGAUGAUCUACAGCAUGAUCACCGGCGACAUGCUCACCUUCGGCAUCAUUUACAUGAUUUUCCUCUUCGGUUUCUCCCAAUCGUUUUUCUUUCUAUACAAAGGAAACCCGAACGUGAACGCCACGCUGUACCACAACUAUUUGUCCACGUGGAUGGCCCUCUUUCAAAUUACUUUGGGCAACUACGACUAUUCAGAACUGGCCCUGACAACGUAUCCAGGCCUGGCGAAAUCAGUUUUCGGAUUGUUUAUGGUAUUCGUGCCGAUUUUAUUGUUAAACAUGCUCAUUGCCAUGAUGGGAAACACUUAUGCGCACGUAACGGAACAGAGCGAGAAGCAAUCGGUGAAACAGUGGGCCAAGAUUGUUAUCGCUUUGGAGAGGGCCAUACCCCAAAAGGAAGCACAUAAUUAUUUACAGGAAUACAGUAUUUCCUUGGGGUCCUCCGAUGACCCCGCUACCGAACAAAGGGGCGUAAUGGUGAUCAAGUCAAAAAAUAAAACCAGGGCGAAGCAACGGAAGGGCGCAGUCGCCAACUGGAAGAGAGUAGGUAAAGUCACCAUAAACGCUUUAAAGAAAAAAGGCAUGACAGGGGAGGAAAUGAGGUGCCUCAUGUGGGGCAGAGAGUCCAUAAACACCCCCGUAAAAGUCAAGGGGCCUAAAAAAGAUUCCUUAUCUAAUCCGGGUGGGCCGGACUUGACUAAUGGUUUCGGAGACGCCCUUACCGCCGCCUUGGACGUGAUGGCCUUCACUCACGAUCUGGAUAUUAACGCGCAAGGUCUUAAUUUGGCUUGCGCGGGGUCUAAGGCCCCACAAACCACGGGUGCAACUGAUUUAACGAAAAACCAGCAGGCAGGUGUAUCGAUGCUAGGAACGUUGAAUCAACUGGGCGUUCAAGCUGCUUUAGGCCCGGACAUCGUAGGGAGUUUGCCAAUAGUUCAAGUUGCGAAUGCGUUAAAUAUGCCCACUUCUGACCCUCUAAGGGAACUGGUCCUAGAAUCCAUCAGUCCUACGGGAAACCCCGAAAGAAUGAUGGCCCUGGCAAUGCAAGCGGCCAAUUUGCCUCCCGCCGAGGAUGUUGUGGGAGGGCAUGAACCUAAAGCGGUGCCAUCCGUGAAGAAUUUAGCAGGAAUAUUCGCCGGGACGGACAAUUUUGUUAAGAAAAUGGAAGAGAAGGUCAAGAAGCAUUAUUUGUUUUUGGAGUGUAGCGAUAGCGACGGUUUGGGCGAGAUCCCUCUGGGCAAACUGGCCCGAAUUCGCAGAGCGAAAUCCGCUCACCUACGUUUCUCGGCUCAAAGGAAAAAACAACGUGCAUUAGACAAACGGAAGUUGAUCGUUUCCAGCGAUUCCAGUUCGUUCGAUAAUUGCCCGGGGGAGGAACCUGGAGGGGCAGCAGUCCAGAUGCCCCAAAGUUUAGAAUAUGCCGAAGAAAGAAUGAGGAGUGUCAAAGAGGAGCUCAAGAGCAACCCUGAAAAUCGGCCAAUCAAUAUAGAUGCGGCCACUAUUCAGGAUACUUUAUCGGUGACCGUGACAGGUGAGUUAUUAAAAGUGGAGGGUGCCGGCGACGGACAGCCGUCACAAGCGAAAAACCAGAAAAAGAAGAAGAGAAAGAAAAGGUCCAAGACGGCGAAACAUAACCGGGUAUGCCCGAGCGUGCCCGAUCCGAGACACUGUAAAUCUGAGGCUCAUAAAUUCGUUGUCGAGCCCUGUAGCUCCCCUGACCCGUUGGAACCGUGGAGCACCAAAACGAUCGCUAAUAUGAACGCCAUUUUGGCAUGGGAGCAAGAUAAUAACAGUUUGUAAUAUGGUUGUGAAUAAUGUUUCACAUCAACAGAACUUGAAUUAGUAGAUACCAGAUCCAGAAGAGAGUUGCAUUGUUAUUAAAGAUCUUAUUUUUUUGAAAAAUAAGAGAUAACUUAAGUAGUUGGCAAUAAUAUUUACUGAGCCAUUAUGUUCAUAAUCAACAGUCAGGUCAAGAUAAUCAUUUCCCCACCCAGUCUGAGGCGAGUUAUAAUCUUGUGCCAAGACAAAUUAACUAUCCGAAUAUUCAUCAAUCACAUAGUCUACAGAAUUACAUAAUUAUAAUAAGGAAGACUUACUUGAUGGCUGUUGAGGUUUUAUACUACUCAUAUCUGAAAUCAAAUUUAUUUACAGUUUUUUCACUAACUCCAUUUGCCUCCUUGAUUGUUCGCUUGUGCGUUCUCACUUAGAAUGGGGUUCAUGUGUGAUUCUUACAAUAUCUAUAUCAAGUGAGUUCAACACAAAUUCCUUAGACAUGUAUAUGACAUACAUGAUAAAUCUGCCUGGUAGCAAUUCUAUCAACCUCACUGUUAUCAAGUCAAGAAGAUUUUACAUCCAACAGCUCUUGAAGAAAUUUCUAAGAUAUCAGUUUUUUACAAUAUUCUCCAUUCCUUUAAUUCAUGCCUACAAGAACAUGGAAACCUUCAUAUAUACCAUAAGCUAUGCCCAAUGUCCUUUCAUUGCCCUGCACAUAGAACCAACUACAGUCAUUCCUGGCAAACCAGCACUCCUGUAAUGUUGACUUCUUUAAUGCAUCUGCCAGAUGCAGGGAAAAUAUUAAAGAAUUUGUAUAUUGAAUUAUUUUCUUUUCCUUUAUCUUGUAUUAUAAAAAAUACGUUUUAUGCAGGGCCGAGCCGUGCCGAGGGUGCAAGGGGUGCGCCGCACCCGGGCGGCGCUCAUUUAGGGCGGCUAAAUAUCCGAAAAAUAAAAUAAAAAAGCGCCAAGUAAUGAAAAAAAAAUUAUGAAUAACAAAAAUUUAUAAAAUUUAAAACUUAUAAUUAAGGCGCCAACAGAAUACAAUGUUUACUGAAACCGAGCAUUGUUAAUAAUAAUCUAUAUAGAUAAAUAAAUAGGUACCAUACCAGGACCAGGUAAUAAAAACAAUGGCACCGCAAUUAUGGUGGGUUCAGCCAGGGUGGGGCCGGCGCCGCCGCCGGUGCUGAUGAUGUUAUAAGGGCGGCGUAAUUAAAAGAGCCGCGUAAAGUACCACCAAUAGUAAUUCCUCGAAAUUUAUUUCUUGCGGAAUUUCAAUACUUUUGAGUAAUAAAUAAUAUGUAUUUUGGAGCUGCAGAAAUAAGCGGGGGUGUAAUGUUUAGAAACUCCCACCCUUUUGUUUUUAAUUUACUUUAAUUUGCGAGUUUUAAAGCGACUUGUCGAUUAGUGUUUAUUUUUAAUACAUUUUAUAUAAAAAUUGUGUUUGUGUUGUUAACGGUAAGUUUAAAAUAUUUUAUUAAUAUCUUCCAAAUAUUUAGAACUUCAUUCCUUAAGCAAUUUUUCACUGGAAAAAGUAAUUUUGUGCCAAUUCUAAAAAAAAAUAUUUGUUGAUUUAGAUGGCUGAUGGUCGAAAGAGGCUUUCUGGUUCCCAAUACCGAAAAAGGAAGCUAGAAAAGGAGGAAGAUGACAGGCGGUUAGCAGGUUCGUUAAAAAAGUUUUUUGCGUCAUCAACGAACCCACAAUCUCAACCUUCAACAAGCCAAAGGCCGGAUGUUCAACCUUUGAUGUCAACUGAAGCCGAUGCCGAUGUAGAACAACCAAAUAAUGGAGAUCAACAACCAUCAGGAGAUGAACUGAAACAAGAUGAUCACUCAACGAAUACGCCAGCAAAUACGUAAACUGAGAACAUUGAAGCUAUUCAGGUAAAUGGAGAACGAUUUAAAGAUCCAGCAUAUUGGCCCGAAAUAUUAAUGGAUAAUAUUAGAUUAUUGAUUUUAGGAAUAGGACCUGUUCAAAUUAAAAAUAUUAAUUAUCCCAUUAAUAAUUUAAAUAGAUGUUUUAGGGCUGCUUACUUUGAAAAAAAAUUAACUAACAAUGAAAAAGUCCCUAGAACCUGGCUUAUUUACUCAAAAUCUAAAGAUUCAGUGUACUGUUUUCCUUGUAAAUUAUUUAAAGUUUCUGAUAAUAGUUUUUAAUGAGGGGAAUGGCUAUAGUGACUGGCGACAUUUAUCUCGGACUUUAGAAAGACACGAAACCAGUAAGGGGCAUUUUGAAAGUGUUAGGAAAUGGCUUGAAUUAAAAAAAUCAAUAGAAAAAGGUUUAACUGUGGACUCUAUCAAUCAAAAUUUAUUUCAAAUGGAAAAAAAAAGAUGGACUUCGAUUUUAGAAAGAAUAAUAUCUGUUAUCCAGUUUUUAGCUGGACAAAAUUUAGCUUUUAGGGGUAAUAGUCAAAAACUAUUUGAUAAGGGUAACGGUAAUUUUCUGAAAUUAAUUGAGACGAUUGCAAAAUUUGAUUCUGUAAUGGCCGAACAUAUUGAUAGAGUCCAAAAAGAUGGGAACAAAAUGCCGCAUUAUUUGGGAGAUAAAAUAAUAAAAAUGAAUUGAUUUUUUUAAUAGUAGAAAAAGUAAAAAAGUGUAUUGUUGAAUGUUUAAAAUUAUGCAAAUAUUUCUCAAUCAUUCUUGACUGUACACCUGACGUUAGUCACCAAGAACAAAUUACCAUUAUUGUUAGAUUCGUUUUUAUUGAUGAUUGUUCUAAAAGUAUAGAAAUUCGAGAACAUUUUUUAGCAUUUUGUAAAAUUACAAACACUACUGGUCAGGGGUUAACAGAUUUUUUUAUUAAAUUAUUUAAAAGAACUGGAUAUUGAUAUUGCCGAUAUGAGAGGUCAGGGCUAUGACAAUGGAGCAAACAUGAAAGGCAAGCACAAUGGCCUACAAAAAAAAAUUUUAAAUAUUAAUCCUAGAGCCUUUUUUGUACCCUGUGCCGCCCAUAAUUUAAAUUUAGUAGUUAAUAAUGCAGCAAAAAGCUCUCUAGAAGUAACUAGAUUUUUUAGCAUUGUUCAGGAAAUAUAUGUCUUUUUUUCGGCCUCAACUUACAGAUGGAAUGCUCUCUUAAAAGAGCUGCCCAGGCUAACACUAAAGCCCUUAUCGGAUACCCGCUGGGAAAGCCGUAUGGAGGCAAUAAAAACUCUUAGAUUUGAGUUAGAAAAAGUGUAUGAUGCUCUGUUUACGCUUUUUAAUGAUGAAAGCAGAUAUAAUGAAACAAAGAAUAUUGCAAUGUCCCUAAUAAAUAAAAUAAAAUCAUUUAAAUUUAUUUGUUCGUUAGUUAUUUGGUACAACAUUUUGGCAAGAAUUAAUUUAAUAAGCAAAACACUGCAAAAGUCUAAUGUUAUUUUACCAGAAGCUGUACAGAUUAGACAGACAUUAACAGAAGUAGACGCCGAAAUUUCCUUUCCAGCCAUUCACUCAAUAAGACCAAGGAAAAAAAAACGUUUUUUGAUUAUGAACACAAGGAUGAGCCAAUCCAAUCUCCAGAAAUAAAUUUUAAAGUAAUUUUUUUUUUAUAUUCUCGAUUUUUCAACCUCAAAAUUGGAUGAGAGAUUUCGCGAUUUACAAAAACAUAUUGAAUUAUUUGGUUUUUUAAACAAUUUGAAAGCAUUUUCCAAACCCGAAAUAAUGACCUAUUGUAAGAAUUUAGAAGCUAAAUUAACUGUCCCUGAAAUAAAAAAUAUGGACAUAAAUGGAUUGGACCUCUAUAAUGAAAUCGACAUAUUAUCAAUUUACAUUAAUGAUAGAAAUAUUUUCUCGGCCAAAGAAAUAUUAAUAUAUCUGGUUGCUAACGAUUUGAAAGCUAUAUUUCCAAAUUUAUUCGUAGCUUUAAGAAUAUUUUUAACAAUGCCAGUCACUGUAGCUCAUGGGGAAUGCUCAUUUUCCAAACUAAAAUUAAUAAAAAACUACUUAAGAUCCACAAUGAGCCAAUCAACACUAUCAAAUUUAUCAAUAAUAAGUAUUGAGGAAGACAUUGUUUCUAAUUUAGAUGUUACCGACCUAAUUAGGGAAUUUGCAUAUAAAAAGGCAAGAAAAGUAAAUGCAUUUAAACCAAGGUUCUAAUUACUUUUUUUUAAUUUCUUUAAAUUAGUAUGUAAGUAAAAUAUAUUUUCUUUAGGUGUUUAUAUCGAUGUAAUUACAUAUUAAUAUAAAAAUACUUAUAUAAGUAAAUAAUAUAUGCUUUUAUGUAUAUUUUUUGUAUAGAUAAUAUUAAUGUAUUUAUUAAUAUAUGUGUGUUUGGAAUUUAA